Annulohypoxylon truncatum is the source of this 815-nucleotide messenger RNA. RefSeq names its product DUF1909-domain-containing protein. NCBI's taxonomy places the organism in Eukaryota, Fungi, Ascomycota, Sordariomycetes, Xylariales, Hypoxylaceae. The transcript is spliced from 5 exons. The record is from RefSeq and is a predicted model, not a curated record. The coding region runs from base 462 to 698 and encodes 78 amino acids.
GCUUUCGUCUAACAUUCUGAUUACCUAGACACUAGAUACCAACGAUGAGGUCAAUGACAAACCGUUCAGCUUUUCGGGAAUCAUCGGGCUUGUUGUCAUUCCUGAAUUACAUAAUACCGUUUGUUCGUUUGUUUAGAUCCAUCUGAGGAAUCCGGAAUCAGAUAUUGGUGACUAAUAAAAUGGAGAAAAUCCUUAGUCUGAGUGGUCCGUGCUUCUAGACAGAAUUGUUCCAGAAGCCGAACUAGCCCCAUAAUAAUCGAACCGAAAAUAGAUUUAGCUCCGAACCCCUGCAUCGGCUCUAAAGAAAGUUUUGCUAAGAUCCAUUUUGUCCAUUUCUUUCGAAAUCCGUCUCUGGCCCCCGAUUUUCCUUACAUUCCUUCGCAAAACCCUAACCGCCCUCUCGACGACGAUACCGUAGACACUCGUACAAUCGCCGACUCGUUCGCUUUCCUAUCAACAAAAUGGGCAACGGAGCCAAGGCUGCGCAGAAGCGUGAGCGUAAUGCGAAGGACACCAAGGUCGCCAAAUCGCAGCUCAAGUCUAACGUCAAGGCUAUGGAUAUCCAGUGCAAUAUUUGCAAAUCGACCUUCCUAAAGACCACUCGUGCGCCCCAGCUCACCGAGCACGCCGUCAACAAGCACAGCAAGACCAUCGCCGAGUGCUUCCCCAGCUACGAAGUCCCGGCCGGCGGAAAAUAAACCACAAGUCGCUCUAUUCCGUACUCGCCUGGGCAGGUAGGUAUAGAGACAACACCCAUCCGAGCAGGUCGUGACAAGGGAGACAACGGGCAUAGCGAUUGGCGCACAACGGUGUUU